AUGCCGUCUUCCUCCUCGGUGCCUCCUUCCGAGACGCUCUUCAAGUCCUCUCUGCGAGAUUCUGCUCGCACCCGGCCUGGCCCCUCCUCGACGGCAGGCAGCAAUGCGGACCAAUGGCCCCCCUCUAUGAAUGCCUCACACCUUGACCCCUCACAAUGGGCCUACCUCGCCGAAGGGGGCAAGAAUCUCCUACUACGCUUCGAUGGAGAUCUCCAAGCGGGGAAAGAGGCGGGGUGGGUAAAUGCAAAUGGGAGUAGGGCAUUGGCGCUGCGACUCGUCAAGUCUGAGCGAGAGCAAGGGGCAAGCUCCUCCUCCUUCUCUUCUACUUCGGGCUCUGCGGACUCACUACCGCCUCGACCGAACUUUGAGGCGUCAGUCAUUGCUCCGCUCCUGGGAAAGGAGCACAUCCUCCCGCCGACGGCGCGCAUCUCCCUCGAGGGUGAACAAAUGGGAGCAGGCAGCCUCUUCCUGGAGAAGGUAGCGGCGAGGAUCGAGCUUGCUCGCCCGGCAGAGCGACGUAGGGUCGCCGGUGUGGACCUUGAGGCGGGCUUCGUGGACAUGGUGGAGGAUCUGACGUGGACUGCACCCGGGGAUGAGGUGCUUGCCGUGGAGAUUAAGCCAAAGUGGCUCUUCCCCACUGGCAAGUACUCGCGCUACAAGAAGCAUCGCGUCCUCAAGUCCCAGGGUCAGCUCACGCUCGAGCAAUGGAACGCCCUGUAUGACCCUCUGGACCUCGUCUCUGGUGAUGCGGAGAGGAUACACAAGGCUACUGAGGCGUUGGUGCAGGAUUGGGAGAGUGGAGGCAACAACUUGCGAGUGUUCAUGGGCGGACAGGCGGUGAGGGAUGCGAAGUCCAAUGAUCUACAGCGGCUCCUCUCACGGCUGUUCCCCCAGUCCAACCCCACCCAUACUUCCAGCAGCCAAAUUCUUGUUUCUCUCCUAAAGGACAUACUCUCCACCUCGGAUACGCAAGCUGUCCUACAGAGAUUGGCGCAUCUGCAGUCCAGCCUUGCACCACUGGAUAUUCAGACCCUCUCGACCUGGUGGAGAGCACAGACGGGCGGUCAAGCUCUCGGACAGGAAGGAGACGGCAGCAACUCUUCCUCAUCUCCUCUCUCAGCUCCUCCGAGCCUCGAAGAGUACCGAGAAUUCGCCCAGGACUGGUUGAAACUUCAACCUCGCUCUGACGCCGAGGACGAUGGGCAGCAAGAGCCGACUUCCUCCUCCUCCUCGUCGGUCGCACUCACGCUCCGCCAGGCCGUCCUCGGAACCCUCCUCUCUGCGACCUUCAAGGACUGUUCCCUCUUCCUGCGUCUAGGCCCAGAGCAAGAGGAUAUGACACCCAGCACUAGUACUGCCCCUGUUUCGACUUCGACUGCGGGCGGCGCUGUGGAGAAUGAGCCCAGGCAGGAGCUGCAGACGCAGUCCCUCACCUCUGUCACGGAAAACUCUUCUGCUCCUGCUGCUUCUUCUAGCACCACAAAUUCGCUUGCCGCCUCGCUCUCCGCAUCGGCCUCCGCAUUGCUGGGUGGGUCUUCCUCCUACCUGGACCCGAAGCUCGUUGGACCCCAUGUUGGGGAACGCAACACCCCUCGGGAAGAGAGUGAAGGCAGCGGACGGCAGACGGGUGCAGCAGCGACAGUGGGCCAUAUGCUGCGCAUCAUCGAUGUCGAUGCCAAGCCGUUGCGAAAGUUGAACUACUGGCUCGAGCUUGAGGGGCAGCUGGAGGAGGCUUUUGAGCUUUGGAAGGACAGGGUAGGGUUGCCUGAGACGGAAUGA
Messenger RNA from Microstroma glucosiphilum, 1779 nucleotides. RefSeq lists its product as hypothetical. The record is from RefSeq and is a predicted model, not a curated record. Lineage: Eukaryota; Fungi; Basidiomycota; Exobasidiomycetes; Microstromatales; Microstromataceae. Gene Ontology annotation, molecular function: inositol-1,3,4,5,6-pentakisphosphate 2-kinase activity; ATP binding. Gene Ontology annotation, cellular component: nucleus. Gene Ontology annotation, biological process: inositol phosphate biosynthetic process. The coding region runs from base 1 to 1779 and encodes 592 amino acids. The transcript is spliced from 3 exons.